Messenger RNA from Ambispora gerdemannii, 525 nucleotides. The record is from the annotation of a GenBank genome assembly. Lineage: Eukaryota; Fungi; Glomeromycota; Glomeromycetes; Archaeosporales; Ambisporaceae.
AUGGAUCAUUCGUGGUGUCCAGUCUGCGAUAAUCACAUUUUCGCUGUGGAGAACUUAUAUUGCAGCGAAUUCUGUCGACAGAAAGAUGCUCAACCAUCAUCGUCAUCGCCAUCAAUAAUAACGAAGCCAUCGAUAUACGAUUAUACCAAAGAUUCAUUCUAUGAAUUUCCAAGAUGUUCUCGAAAACCACAUCAAUCUCCAUACUCGACACCUGGAUCAUCACCUUACACUUCUCCAUUACUAACGCAUUCUCGAACGUCGUCAUCAUCUUCGUAUUUUGAUCCAAAAGAAGAUGAAUACUAUUCAUCGUCACCGUCGAAUUAUCUUUAUUCCUCGGAAGAUGACUUAAGCAUGUCACUGCCACCCGCAAAUUUCCCAUCGGAAUCUUUUUUCAAUGCGGCUCCAAUAACGAAUCCUGCAUUAUCAAUGUUUAAUACUAUAACCACGACAACAUCAGACUCAUCAAAACCAUUACGAAAAAAACGGUCGCUUACUGAUAAUAUCAGGCGCCUAUUUUUCUUUUGA